GUCCACCGCUGGAAAAAACCUCAUCACUCUUUCUCUCUCUAUUUAACUUCCCCAUCUCCGAGUGUUCGACAUUGUCUAGGAAAUUAGAACCCACCUUAAAAUCUCACAUAUUUUGCAAAAAAUAAGAAAAUAUACAACCUUGGACUAGAACCAAAGAAGAAGAAGAACAAGGAGCCGAGGUUUUAAUAGGAAAAAGGAAUUCAUUAAAUGGCUACUAAUGGAGAUCAUGCUUCUUCAAAGCCGCCUCCAAGCCCCUCUCCUCUAAGAAAUGCUAAAUUCUUUCAGGCGAAUAUGAGAAUUUUGGUCACUGGAGGUGCUGGGUUCAUUGGCUCUCACCUAGUAGACAAGCUGAUGGAAAACGAGAAGAAUGAGGUUAUUGUUGCGGACAACUACUUCACUGGCUCAAAGGACAACCUUAAGAAAUGGAUUGGCCAUCCUAGAUUUGAGCUAAUCCGUCAUGAUGUCACUGAGCCAUUGCUGGUUGAGGUUGAUCAAAUAUUCCAUCUUGCUUGCCCUGCUUCUCCGAUCUUCUACAAACACAAUCCAGUAAAGACAAUAAAGACAAAUGUGAUCGGCACAUUGAACAUGCUGGGACUUGCCAAACGAGUUGGAGCAAGGAUUUUGCUCACAUCUACUUCAGAGGUGUACGGAGAUCCUCUUAUUCAUCCUCAGGUUGAGAGCUAUUGGGGAAACGUGAAUCCAAUUGGAGUUAGGAGUUGCUAUGAUGAGGGAAAGCGAGUGGCUGAAACAUUGAUGUUUGAUUAUCACAGGCAGCACGGCAUAGAGAUCCGGAUUGCUAGGAUUUUCAACACUUAUGGACCUCGCAUGAAUAUUGAUGACGGCCGUGUUGUCAGCAACUUCAUAGCCCAAGCUAUCCGAAAUGACCCCUUGACUGUUCAAUCGCCUGGAACACAGACAAGGAGUUUCUGCUAUGUCUCUGACAUGGAGACAACACUGGUCCAAUCAACAUUGGAAAUCCAGGUGAAUUUACAAUGCUUGAACUCGCAGAGAAUGUCAAGGAGCUUAUCAAUCCUAAGGUGGAGAUUAAAAUGGUUGAAAACACACCUGAUGAUCCUCGCCAGAGGAAGCCUGACAUCUCAAAAGCAAAGGAGUUACUGGGAUGGGAACCAAAGGUCAAGUUGCGUGACGGUCUGCCCCUUAUGGAGGAUGAUUUCCGUACAAGACUUGGUGUUCCCAGAAAUUGAUGAAGAAUGUAGCAUAGAAAUCGAGGGUGAUGGAGGUGCAAUUUUGUAAAUUCGCUUGCCUCCAUCGUGUGCGACACAUCAUUACUCCAUAUGUUUCUCAAGCAGAAGAAUAAGUGGUUUUAUUGUUUUCAUUUGUCAUGUUAUGUUUGUUUACUCGAACAUCUUGUAUUUGAUUUUAUAUGAAAGAGCGUUUUUUGGUUCUGUGUUUUAAGUGUUUGCUUUGUCGAGCAAAGUUGAUGGUUAUUUUGUAGUGAUCAAAUAUUACUGGUAUUGUGAUUUCGGGACACCAAGUUGCUAAGAAGUUUGUCGACUCUGAGACCAGCAAGAAAAUUGACAUGAAAAGUAGAGGGGCAGCAAGAUGAAAAUAGGAAAAAAUAGUCCAAUGCUGGAUAAAUCUAGCGUUUGAUUGGAGAAUCCUGAAACUGGAGUAGUGGUGGCAUGCAUAGGGUUGAUUUCUGA
Molecule: messenger RNA, 1664 nt
Organism: Fragaria vesca subsp. vesca
Lineage: Eukaryota; Viridiplantae; Streptophyta; Magnoliopsida; Rosales; Rosaceae
Product: UDP-glucuronic acid decarboxylase 1-like
Exons: 12
Coding region: 208-1254 (348 amino acids)
Biological process (GO): D-xylose metabolic process
Cellular component (GO): cytoplasm
Molecular function (GO): NAD+ binding; UDP-glucuronate decarboxylase activity
Source: RefSeq, a predicted model, not a curated record